AUGACAGCGAUUCAUUUCCGCCUUCCAUAUGGCUACCAAGAAGCACCAGCAUGGCCUGCGCUUUAUUGGCCAUUUGGCGAAGGCUUCGAUCCUCUCAAUCUCGUAGCUGACAUUCCUCAUUCACUUUAUUAUCUUAAUGAUAUUUGGCGCUUUACAAUGUUGUGGUCAAUUAUCUUCUCACUCGUCGUAUAUCUUCCUGCAGGUAUUUGGGCAUUUACCACGUUUGCUAAAUCUCGGACAUUCAAGUGGAAUACAUUGAUUACUAUCCCACUAAUCUUUGUAUUUGCCGGUUCAUUAUCUUCCUUUGUGAUCGGGAGUAUUAUGGGGGUCGCACUUGCGUUUGUAUACAAUUCAGGAUUUUUUGUCAUGUCAUCAUGGAUCCCUUUUCUAUGGGGUCUUAUUCAUGUCUUGGUAGUCCUGGUCGGCAGUUACUCGACAAUUACAGCAAUUCUUUAG
Molecule: messenger RNA, 456 nt
Organism: Phycomyces blakesleeanus NRRL 1555(-)
Lineage: Eukaryota; Fungi; Mucoromycota; Mucoromycetes; Mucorales; Phycomycetaceae
Exons: 4
Coding region: 1-456 (151 amino acids)
Source: RefSeq, a predicted model, not a curated record